UAUUCAAAAUGACAUGUAUUACACACAAGAUAGACUAUGUAUGUAUAGAUACUAUGUUAGACAGACAGAGAGGUUACAUUUCACCUUAUGUUGUACCUCUGUUUGUCUUAUGUAGCAGACAAAGGCAGGCAACUACACAGGACAGACAGAGGUACAAGCAUUUACCACAACUACACAGGACAGACAGAGGUACAUGUCUUCCAUGUCUGUAUCCAAGUCCACAGAGUCCCCAGGUUCUGACUGUGGUGUUCCAGCCCAGAGAAGUUCACAGCAGGGUCCAGAGAUGGUCUCAGUGAAGCUGGAGGACUGCAGUCAAACACUGGAACUCAAUGUGAUUGUCAAAGAGGAAUGGGAGGAGAGAGGAAUCAAGGAGGAGAGAGAAGUCAAAGAGGAGGUGGAGAACAGAGAACUGUCUGCUCCAGACCAAGAGGAGGAGGAGGAGGAGGAGGCAGCAGUAGAUAGUAUCACUGACCCAGGAGAGAUCUCCAACCCAGGUUCAGACAGUGAGCCCAGUUCCACAGCAUCAGGAAACCAUAAACAACACAGACAGAGGAACUCAAGACAGAAACAUCACCACUGCAUGGACUGCUUCACUAGUUUCUGUGAUCCAGAGGAGUUGAGAAGGCACACUUGUAGGCCAAGACCCUGCACAGACUGCAGAGACAGUUUUAUUUGUCCAACUCACCUCAUACAACACAAACAGACUCUCAAAACAAAGAAGCCUUACAUGUGUGGUCAAUGUGGCAAGAGAUUUCAGACCCCAAGCACCUUGAAGACGCACCAACUUACUCACACAGGAAAGAAGCCUUUCCACUGCUCCCACUGUGGGAAGACUUUUGAUUCAUCAUUGCAUUUGAAGAGACACCAUAAAAUACACACAGGGGAGAAGCCUUUCCAUUGCGGCCAAUGUGGGAAGAGUUUCAGUGAUGAAGGAAAUCAUAAUAAACAUCAGAGAAUACACACAGGAGAGAAGACUUAUCAAUGUUCUGAAUGCGGGAAGAGUUUCAAUCAGUUAUCACAUUUAAAGGCACACCAACAAACUCACACAGGAGACAAUCUUUUUCACUGCUCUCCGUGUGGGAAGGGUUUCAGUCUGUCAUCUAAUCUGAAGAGGCACCAGCUAAUGGACAAAGAUAAGCCUUACCACUGCUCUCAUUGUAGGAAGAGUUUUAGGUUGGAAGGAUGCCUUCAGAGUCAUCAGAGAAUACACAGUGGAGAGAAGCCCCACCACUGCUCCCAAUGUGGGAAGAGCUUCAAUCAAGCAGGAAACCUAAAGACACAUCAGAGAGUACACAGUGGUGAGAAGCCGUACCACUGCUCCCAAUGUGGAAAGAGCUUUAGUCGGGCAGGACGGCUAAAUGAACACCUCAAAUAUCACACCGGAGAGAAGCCAUACCACUGUGAUCAGUAUGGGAAGAGUUUCCAUCAGAUGGCAGAGAAAAGCAGAGCACCAGUGUGGGACCAUUACAUUGAAUUGGCACCAGGGAAAGCAAGGUGUCUUAUUUGUGAUAAAGAUAUAAGCAUGGGGUCAGCAAUGGCUAAAUUCAAAAAUACCACUAACCUGUGGAAUCACCUUAAGAACAUCCACCCAAACGCCCAUAAGGAAGCAAUGAUGAAAAAAGCAAACGCAAAUUCUUCACAAGGAAAAAGUGAUACAGACACGUCACAGACAUCGCAGGCUACACUCUUGCAACUGUUUAAUAAACAAGCAAAAUGGCAGGACAAAGACCCAAAAUGGCAGGACAAAGACCCAGAAUGGCAGGACAAAGACCCAAAAUGGCAGGACAAAGACCCAAAAUGGCAGGACAAAGACCCAAAAUGGCAGGACAAAGACCCAAAAUGGCAGGACAAAGACCCAAAAUGGCAGGACAAAGACCCAAAAUGGCAGGACAAAGACCCAAAAUGGCAGGACAAAGACCCAAAAUGGCAGGACAAAGACCCAAAAUGGCAGGACAAAGACCCAAAUGGCAGGACAAAGACCCAAGGGCGAAGAAGAUGGAUGAAGCAAUUAUUGAGAUGAUUGCCACUGACAACCAGCCAUUCACAGUGGUGUCUGACGUUGGUUUUCAGCGGCUGAUUACUCUUGCUGAACCCCUGUACAGGAUCAAAGAUGAAACAUUCUUUCGCACAGAAAUGCUAGAUAAAACACAUGAAAGAGUUGUGAUGAAAGUGAAGAAUCUGGUGGCACCAGGGAACGCUCCACACAUGGCAUUCACAACUGACUGCUGGUCAGGCACUACAGAGUCCCUGAUGAGCCUUACUGGACAUUUCAUUGACGAUGUCUGGACAAGAAAGCUGGUUGUGCUGAAUGUCAAGACUAUGACUGGAUCACACGCAGGAAACUACAUCAGAGAGAUGUUUUUGACCACGUUAGAACACUGGGACAUCCACACAGAACGUGUAGUGCUGGUCCUCAGAGACAGUGGGGCAAACAUGAUGAAAGGUGUGAGACUGGCAGAGCUUCCAGACUUCAGCUGCAGUGCACACACCCUACAGCUUGUAAUCAACGACGGCCUAUCCAGUCAGAGAGCUGUGCUAAACAUUAUUGCCAUGCUGGAGAGCUGUUCAACUCACUUUGACCACUCUGUACUGGCCAAACAGAGGCUGAGGGCCAUUCAGAAAGAGCUUGGCCUUCCCAAACACAGCCUCAUCCAAACAGUUCAAACUCGCUGGAACUCAACACUACACAUGUUGCAGAGGAUGUUUGAACAGAGGCGUGCACUGAAUGCGUAUGCAGAUGAAUACGGACACAUCAGCAGUUUGUCUGCUACACAGUGGGACAUUGUCUCUAACCUAAUUGAGACUCUGGCACCUAUGGAGGAGGUGACCGUGGAGAUGAGCCACUCCAACUCUACGGCAGCAUGCAUCAUCCCCAGUGUGUCGGUGCUGAAGCUGAUGCUGCAGCAGGAGGGUUCUUCUACUCAAGGCAUCAACACUUUACGGAAGACCAUGUUGGACAGUCUGACACGGCGGUUCUCCAAGGCCGAGGAGACAAAGUGCCUGGUCCUGGCGACUGUCCUGGAUCCACGUUACAAGAGCUAUGCCUUCGCCUCAGGGAGAGCACUAGAGAAAGCAAAAGAGUGGCUGAAGGAGGAGUCUGACCUACUAAGGAAACCGAAUCCCAGAGCCACAGCAGAAAGGACGAGUGAAGAGGAGGACACAGAUCAAGGUGCAAAAAGGCAAAGAGUCCAGAUAGAUCAGCCACCCAGUCUGGUGGACAGCCUCUACGCUAGAAUCCUUGGAAGCCAACAGGGCAGGGCUGGAGUCCAGUGCAGUUUUGACAUUGAGCUGGAGCGUUACCUCACAGAGCCUGUCAUUGACAGAAAGAGCGGCUUGCCUUUGGAGUGGUGGAAGCAGAACGAGGACAGAUUUCAGUCACUCGCUCCACUGGCAAAGAAGUUUCUCUGUCCUCCUUCUUCGGUCCCAAGCGAGAGAGUGUUCAGUGAGGUGGGGAACAUUUAUGAUAAGUGGAGGAGCAGACUGACAGGGGACCAGGCAGACAAGCUCUGCUUUCUACACUACAACCUAAAACUUCUUAACUGGGAUUAUUGAAGACCCAUGAAAGCUGGUGGUUCCUUUUAACAUGUUGUUCUCAUGUUAUUUGAGACUAGAUUGAUUUGAUGUAUUCAGUUAAAAUUAAAAGUGUUCAUUGUUCAUUCAG
This is a messenger RNA of Oncorhynchus kisutch (coho salmon), 3661 nucleotides long. RefSeq names its product zinc finger protein 391-like. Gene Ontology annotation, biological process: regulation of DNA-templated transcription. Lineage: Eukaryota; Metazoa; Chordata; Actinopteri; Salmoniformes; Salmonidae. The transcript has 4 exons. The record is from RefSeq and is a predicted model, not a curated record. Bases 194 to 2020 code for a protein of 608 amino acids. Gene Ontology annotation, molecular function: DNA-binding transcription factor activity, RNA polymerase II-specific; protein dimerization activity; RNA polymerase II cis-regulatory region sequence-specific DNA binding.